Synchiropus splendidus (mandarinfish) is the source of this 3824-nucleotide messenger RNA. RefSeq names its product unc-45 myosin chaperone B (gene unc45b). The record is from RefSeq and is a predicted model, not a curated record. The transcript is spliced from 20 exons. Bases 817 to 3600 code for a protein of 927 amino acids. Lineage: Eukaryota; Metazoa; Chordata; Actinopteri; Syngnathiformes; Callionymidae. Gene Ontology annotation, molecular function: Hsp90 protein binding.
AGCGCUCAAGAUAAGGGAUGGCCUGUGCAGUUCUAAAACAGUUGAAGUAAUCUGCAUGAAUUAUUCAAGCUAAUAUGUAGUUUAAAUCCCACUUAAAAAUGUUGGUGUGAACGAUUGUUGGCCCUGUGAUGGACUCCAGGCCUGUCCAGGGUGUCCUGUGCCUCUCACCCCUAGGAUCAUGCUCAAACGUCCCACAUCAAUGGGAGAAGAAGAAGGCAACGAAUGAAUAUAAAUGUAUAUAUCCAUUUCUACCCAUUAGAAUACAUCUAAAUAAGGUUUCUUAGUUUUUUUUUUCCUUUGAAGUCUGCAGCAUUCACACACUCGAGAUCAUUCUCUUUCCAGAAGCUACCAGACUGUUCUGUGUCCCUACAGCUGUCAGGCCCCUGUCACACUCACCAUUACACACUUUCAAACCCCCUCCCGCCACUUUGGCAUCGAGCAUUUGCUAGUGAGUUCUCAGCUGUCAGGUCCCUAAAUAGCACUUAUCAGGAGCAGACCAUCAUGAACUCGGGGGUCCCCGCUUCAAAUUAAGGCAUUUUUUUUAUUCCAUUGCUUUUUUAAAGUAGUAACUUAAAAAAAAAUCUCAACAAAAACACUAUCAUGUUAGUGGCAACGCUGAAAAACAGCAUUGAAAGCAUAGCAAGGUACACCGGACCCCCCUGCUAGUCCUAAGUGGUCCACCUUACCCCUGUCCCGCCUCUGAUCCACUAUAAAUAUGCAUGGCUGCUCUGGUGGGGCAAGAUUACAUAAAAACCUAAAGUCUUAGAGAGUCAAGGAGACAGUUCAGCUUCUGAAGAGAAGACACAAAUAUAUACGAUGGGAGACCCAGUGCAGUUGAAAGACGAGGGAAACAAAUUCUUCCAGGCAGGCGAUAUUGAUAAAGCCCUCGAGUGCUACACAAAUGCCAUCAAGGUGUGCAAGGACAAGAAGGUGCUGGCUGUUAUCUACAGAAACAGAUCUGCGUGCUUCUUAAAAAAGGAGAAUUACACUGGUGCUGCUUCAGAUGCAUCAAAAGCGAUUGACGUGGAUGCCGCGGACAUUAAAGCCCUCUACAGACGCUGCCAAGCCCUUGAGAAGCUUGGAAAACUGGACAUGGCCUUUAAGGAUGUACAGAGAUGUGCAACUGUCGAACCAAAGAACAAGACCUUCCAGGAGACUCUUCGUAGGCUGGGGGCUGAAAUCCAGGCCAAGCUGAAGACAACAUUCUCCACCGACUCGCGGGUUCAGAACAUGUUCGACAUUCUCCUCGGAGAAGAGAUGGACAAAGAGAAGAUGGAAAAGGCUGCCAACAACCUGAUUGUGCUGUCCAGAGAAGAUGCAGGCGCAGAGAGAAUAUUCCAGAAUAAUGGUGUUCAGCUCCUGCUCAACAUGAUAGAAACGGGCAAACCUGAGAUGAUCCUGGCGGCUAUUCGAACUUUGUCUGGCAUGUGCACGGGACAUAAAGCCCGGGCAAUGGCUAUCAUUAACAUGGUGGGAACUGAUAAGUUAUGCAGCAUCAUGGCCAUUGACAAUGAAGAGAUAGCCUUGGCGACCUGCAACCUCUUCCAGUGCAUCAACGACUCCCUCACUGGGGCAGAUAAGAGGAACUAUGGCAAGGAAGAGGCCUUGGUCUUAGAUGCAUCCAAAGACUUGAAGACGAUUCUUCUCUCUCUGCUGGAGAUGCUUGGCAGUAAGAAAGUGUCCGGUCAUGGCAGAGACCAAGCCUUGAACCUGCUGAGCAAGAAUGUACCGCGCAAAAAUAAGAAGGAGGACAACUCCACCACCCUCUUCACUAUUGAUCAUGGUUUGAAGAAGAUCCUGAAGAUCUGUGGCCAGGUUCCCGAGCUGCCCGACCAGCUUCCUCUGACAGAGAACACACAGUUGAUUGCAAGCGUGCUCCUCAACAGGCUUUAUGACGACCUCAAAUGUGACCCAGAGAGAAACAACUACAGAGAUGUUUGCGAUGAAUACAUUAAAUCCAAAAUUGACCCUAACAACAUGGACAAGACUAUCCACGCCAUCAACGUCAUCUCUGGACUGCUUCAGGGUCCAUUCGACGUGGGCAACGCUCUUGUUGGACAUCAAGGUAUCAUGGAGAUGAUGGUGGCGCUGUGCGGUUCUGAACGGGAGGUGGACCAGAUGGUGGCCGUGGAGGCCCUCAUUCACUCCUCCACCAAGAUGAGCCGAGCCAGCUUCAUCAUCACCAAUGGAGUCUCGCUGCUGAAGGACAUCUACAAGAAGACCCAAAACCAGAGGAUCAAAAUCCGAGCCCUAGUGGGUCUGUGCAAACUGGGAUCGGCUGGAGGUGACGAUUAUAGCAUGAGACAGUUCGCUGAAGGCUCCACUGAGAAGCUGGCCAAGCAGUGCAGAAAGUGGCUGUGCAACCCGCAGAUUGAUGCAAAAACAAGGAAAUGGGCGAUUGAGGGUCUUGCUUAUCUGACCAACGACGCUGACGUGAAAGACGACUUUGUUGAGGAUGAGUUGGCUCUGAAAGCCAUGUUUGAGCUGUCAAAGUCAACGGACAAGACCAUCAUUUAUGCGGUGGCAUGCACACUGGUGAACUGUACCAACAGCUAUGACAAGAAAGAAAUGAUCCCUGAACUGGUCCAACUGGCCAAGUUCUCGAAGCAGCAUGUGCCAGAGCAACACCCCAAGGACAAGAAGGACUUUAUUGAGAAGAGAGUGAAGAGGCUGCUGAAGGCCGGAGUCAUUUCAGCCCUGGCUGUCAUGGUCAAAGCAGACAGCUCCAUCCUGACUGACCAGACAAAGGAGCUGCUGGCAAGGGUUUUCCUGGCACUGUCAGAAGAUCCUAAAGACCGUGGUACAAUUGUCGCCCAAGGUGGUGGAAAGGCUUUGAUCCCGCUGGCGCUGGAGGGGACAGAUGCUGGGAAGGUGAAGGCCAGCCAUGCUCUGGCGAGGAUUGCUGCCAUUUCUAACCCAGAAAUUGCUUUCCCUGGUGAACGGGUGUAUGAAGUGGUGAGGCCCUUAGUCAACCUGCUGAACACGGAAAGAGAUGGAUUGCAGAAUUAUGAGGCUCUCAGAAGCCUCACCAACUUGGCUGGCUUCAGUGAGAAGCUAAGAGUGAAGAUUAUUAAGGAGAAAGCCCUGCCAGAGAUUGAGAACUACAUGUUUGAGGAGCAUGACCAGAUCCGACAGGCUGCGACCGAAUGCAUGUGCAACUUGGUUUCCUGCAAAGAGGUUCAGGAUCGUUACCUUGAAGACGGCAAUGACAAGUUGAAGCUGCUGGUGCUGCUCUGCGGGGAGGAUGACGACAAACUGCAGAUAGCUGCAAGUGGAGCUCUGGCCAUGCUGACCGCUGUUCAGAAGAAACUCUGCCACAAAAUGACACAAGUGACGGGCCAGUGGCUUGAGAUCAUGCAGAGGUUGUGUCUCCACGCCAACCCACAUAUCCAACACCGUGGCCUUGUGAUUGUGUUCAACAUGCUCAACUCAGAUGACCCAGAGCUGCCCAAGAGAUUGAUCGAGAGCGAGCUUUUGGAGAUCCUCACAGUGAUUGGAAAAGCUGCGGACAACCCAAAGCGGCAGCAACCCAUUGAUGCAGCCCGCACGUGUCUGGUCAAAGCUAUGGACCUGGGCCUGAUCAAACCCUUCAGUAGCUAAUCCUGACUGAACACUUCCCUUUUUUUUUUUUUUUUAGAAACAUGCCUUUUUUGUUUUGUUUUUGCUAUAAUAUUUAAUGUGUUAAUCUCAGACAAAACUAUUCAUGAUAAUCUAAAUCACGUCAACUAGGCUGGAAUUUUGAAUGCUGGUACCACAAAUACAGCUUGACUUUUCUUCUCUGGAUGUAUUUUUUUUAAUUUUGGACUUUUUCUUUGCAGUUAUAC